Messenger RNA from Aspergillus mulundensis, 4428 nucleotides. RefSeq names its product putative chromatin remodeling complex subunit (Chd3). The transcript has 3 exons. Lineage: Eukaryota; Fungi; Ascomycota; Eurotiomycetes; Eurotiales; Aspergillaceae. The record is from RefSeq and is a predicted model, not a curated record. Gene Ontology annotation, molecular function: histone binding; DNA binding; chromatin binding. The coding region runs from base 1 to 4428 and encodes 1475 amino acids. Gene Ontology annotation, cellular component: chromatin; nucleus. Gene Ontology annotation, biological process: chromatin remodeling; negative regulation of transcription by RNA polymerase II.
AUGGAGAACUUCGGGUUUUCCACCAUAAACCGGGGCUGGGGGAAUAUUUUUGGCUCCGAUUCCAAGAAAGAGAAAGAUGACCUCCAACCCACUGGGCCGCGAAUGACUGCUGUGGAAGUUCCGAUCCUCCACAACUUAGAAGAGUAUGAGUGGCUCCACGGUCAUUUCACUGUUCGGUACAUUAUCCAGGAGGUGUCAUCGGAGGAUAGCUACGAGCCUUCUUACCUUGUCAAGCUAGAAAGCCGUGAGACCGAAGUGAUAUCCUCCUCGCGCCUACAAGAGCUUGAAAAUGGCCCAGAAGCGCUUGAGACUUUCCAGAACUCGCGCGUUCGGUACCGUGCACCUACCAGUGAGUCUGAGUCCGAAAGCGAAGAAGAGGAGGACGUGGAAAGCAGCCCCUCCGAGCCCGAAUCCGAGGAAAUCAGGCCGUCACGCCGGGCAAAGAAGACCAAGUUCACAGAGUUCUUCGGUGUUAUUAGCAGCGAUGAUGACGAAAAGCCAAAAAAGUCAGAUUCGAGUGACGAUGAGGUUGUUGUGCCUAGGUCGAGGCGCAGUGGGCUGAGAAAGCGACCAAAGUACACCAGUCUCCUAGAGAGCGAUUCCGAUACAAAUGCACGCUUGGGAACAAGGACGUCAACCCGGCCUCGCAAAGCUUUGAGGCGCAAUCUUCGUGAGAUGUAUGAGGAUGACAUUUCCGAAUAUGAAGCCGUGCUGUCGAAGCAUCAGAAAUACGUCGGCGCCAAAGAGAAGUUCGAGAAGAUCCCAUCAACUGACCCCUUUCGAAGCCGUCACCGAGACACCUGCGAAGUCUGCUCCGUUAAGGGCGAUCUGCCUGACAAGGGACCACUGGUUUUCUGUCAGGGUUGCACUGAUGCCUAUCACCAGGCUUGCUUAGGCCCACGGACAGCGCGCGAACAUCUUGUUACGAAAGUUGCAAGCGAUAAAUUCAUUCUCCAGUGCCGUCGCUGUCUAGGGUCCGCACAUUCGAAGGAACCCAAAUUUCCCCAUCAAGGAAAAUGUGCUGGGUGCAACAAGAGAGGGAAAAUGUCAGAACCACUAAGACAACGCUUAACAUCCAAACAAGAACAGCAGCUAAGGCAGGAGAACGGAGGUGAAGAUCCCAUCACAGCAGUUGGAUCGUACCUCAUCAACAACCCGGAAAACUUGCUUUUCCGUUGCAAAGCCUGCCAUAGAUCUUUCCACUUCGACCAUCUUCCCGGUUCAGGCAUAUCCUCCAAAUGGCAAUGCCAUGACUGUAAUUCGUUGCCCGGGGAGGUAAAUGCCAUGGUCGCCUGGCGGCCAACAAGUACCGCCUCCAAGACAUCGCCAAAGACAUCUGAACUGGAUAAGGAGUACCUCAUAAAAUGGAAAGGGAAGUCUUACGCACACUGCACUUGGAUGCCCGGCAGCUGGGUUUGGGGCUAUAUCAAUCCAAUGAUGCGACGCGCGUUCUUAAGAUCAGACAAAAGCCAGCUUCCGCGGAUGACCACAGAGGAGGCCAUUCCGGACGAAUACCUGCGUGUCGAUAUCGUUUUUGAUGUAAAGUUCUCCGAUGAUGACCUUCACAUGUACGGUGAGGAUUAUGACGAGGAUCUUGAGCGCGUGGACAAUGUUUCCCAAGCCUAUGUGAAGUUCAAAGGAUUACCCUACGAGGACGCGGUGUGGGAAGCGCCACCAGACCGUAGCAACACUGAAGCUUGGAACGAUUUCGAAGCUGCAUAUGCAGACUGGGCUAAAAAGCCAUUCAUUAGCACGCCAAAUCAGAGCUCGCUACAGAAGCAUCUUGCCAAUGUCAGGAAGCAAAAGUUCAAGUCAAAGGAUGCCCAGCCUAAGAACAUGACUGGCGGAGAAAUCAUGGACUACCAGCGAGACGGUUUGAACUGGCUUUACUUCAGAUGGUUCAAACAGCAAAACGCCAUCCUUGCUGACGAGAUGGGUCUUGGUAAGACCAUUCAAGUAAUUGGCUUGCUAGCUACACUCGUGCAAGAUCAUAAGUGCUGGCCGUUCCUCAUAGUUGUACCGAACUCAACAUGCCCGAAUUGGAGAAAGGAACUUAAGACCUGGGUCCCUUCUCUCCGUUCAGUCACCUACUAUGGCUCAUCUUUGGCGCGCAAGCUUGCACAAGAACACGAAAUGUUCAUCAGGGGUGACCGUGACCUCAAAUGUCAUGUUGUCAUAACCUCGUAUGAGACCAUGGUGGACGAUUCUUCUCGAAAGAUCUUAUCGAGAGUACCUUGGGCCGGACUCAUUGUCGACGAAGGACAACGACUAAAAUCCGACAAAAGCCAAAUCUAUGAGGGAUUAUCCAAGAUGAAGUUCCCCUUCAAGGUACUGAUGACUGGUACUCCUUUGCAAAACAACACAAAGGAACUUUUUAACCUUCUGCAAUUCUGUGAUCGGUCUAAAAAUGCAGAAGAAUUGGAGGAGAAAUAUGGGACGUUGUCAAAGGAGAAUAUUCCAGAACUUCAUGAAUUGAUCAGACCGUUCUUCCUCCGCCGUACCAAGGCCCAAGUCCUUACUUUUCUUCCUCCGAUUGCUCAGAUCAUUGUUCCCGCCACCAUGUCGGUUCUCCAGAAGAAGCUUUACAAGUCUAUCCUUGCAAAGAAUACUCAGCUUAUCCAAGCUAUCUUCCAAAGGACUGAUGAGGAGGAUCAGCCCUUGAAACAAACCGAGCGCCACAACCUGAACAAUAUACUGAUGCAGCUGCGGAAGUGCUUGUGUCACCCUUUCAUUUACAGCAAAGCGAUUGAAGAGCGAACCGAUGACCCUGACGUAGCCCAUCGCAACCUUGUGGAUGCUGCCGGGAAACUUCAAUUGCUGGAGCUAAUGUUACCGAAGCUUCAAUCUCGCGGUCAUCGAGUCCUGAUUUUCAGUCAGUUCCUUGAAAAUCUGGAUGUCAUGGAAGACUUUCUUGAUGGGUUAGGUCUUCCGCAUCGUCGUCUUGACGGUAGAAUGACUUCGCUUGAGAAACAGAAGAUGAUUGACGACUACAAUGCCGAAAACUCUCCAUACUUCGCCUUUCUUCUUUCGACCAGGUCUGGCGGUGUGGGUAUCAACCUUGCUACUGCAGACACAGUCAUCAUCAUGGACCCCGACUUCAACCCUCAUCAAGACAUGCAGGCAUUAUCGCGUGCCCAUCGUAUUGGGCAAAAGAAUAAAGUUCUCGUGUUCCAGCUUAUGGUACGAGGGAGCGUUGAGGAAAAGAUUAUGCAGAUUGGCAAGAAGAAGAUGGUGCUCGAUCACGUUCUUAUUGAUCGAAUGGCUGCGGAAGAUGAUGAUGGCAAGGACCUGGAGUCCAUUCUUCGUCACGGAGCCAAAGCAUUGUUUGAUGAUGAUGACUCUGGAGAUGUUGUUUACACGUCCGAAUCGGUGGACAAGCUUCUCGAUCGCAGCCAAGCGGAGCAGGCCAGGACUCCAGAUGCGAAUGCUUCUGCUUCUGAAUUUAGCUAUGCUCGAGUUUGGGCGAACGAUGGCCUGGAAGAUCAGCUCAACGUCACCGAAGACGAUCCAACGAUGAACAAUCAUACUUGGGAGAAAAUCCUUCAAGAGCGUGAACGGGCUGCAGCCGACGAAGCAAGAAAGAAGGCAGAAAUCCUUGGUCGCGGUAAAAGGAAGCGUGUCAACGUUGACUACUCGGCCGCUGAUGCCGAUCCGUCACCUGCCAAACAGCGUGCGAGCCGAGAUGCUGAGAGCGAUGCUGAAUUCCGUGCAGAUGAAGCCGAAGCGGCGUCCGAUUACAGCAUGGAAGAUGCUGUUAGUGACUAUGAAAUCGCUGCUAUCAGACCCAAAGUUCAAAGUUUCGAGCGAGUUAUACCUCCUCCGCAGCUCGUCCAACCUCCACAACCCGCCCAACCCACCCAAACAAAGCCCAAUGGUGUGGGGAUGGAUGGCCAUGUGGAUCUAAAGGCGAAUGAUUGCUAUGUCUGCGGCCGGACGCAUCCAGUCGGUUCUUGUCCACUGAAAGUUGCUGGGGUUGAGCAUUGCGGUCUCUGUGGGCUUGCUCAUUAUGGACAGGCUCGCACUUGCCCGCAUUUGAGAUCUGACGUUCAGGUGUCAAGGAUGGUAGAGGCCCUGAAGCAGAGCAACGAAGACCGACAUCUCAUUGCUCUCGCCAAGAAGUAUGUCUAUGGUAUCAAGGGUGACCUCGCACAGCGUGAGAGGAGAAAGACCGGGAAGAUUCCUGCGCGAUCUUACGGAGGCACUGCCACAGCUUCGCCAAACGCAGCGACAGCUUCGACCUCAACAGCUCCUCAGUCGGCUAGUGUCCCUCCCGCUAGACAGCCGGUUAUAGACCUUACGGGGUAUCCCAACGGGCAUAGCAAUGGGCAACCGGCUUCAUCAGGCCCUGGCGGUUCCGGCGGCUCCGGCGGCUCAAACGACAUCGAGAUGUACAGCGCUUUGAGUAAUUACCUAUCGGGGAGGAAGUGA